Molecule: messenger RNA, 606 nt
Organism: Lolium perenne
Lineage: Eukaryota; Viridiplantae; Streptophyta; Magnoliopsida; Poales; Poaceae
Source: RefSeq, a predicted model, not a curated record
AUGGGUUACGCCAUCAACCCUUUGUCCUGCGUGAGCUUCGGCGGGUGCAAGUCCGGCAAGAAGAGGGCCGCGAAGAAGUCGGAACCAGCACCAGCACCGGCGCCGGCGCCGGUCGCCACGACUGAUCAAGCGACGGCGGGAAACCAGCGUGCCGCCAAGAAGCCGGAACCGGCGCCGGUCGCUGCGACUGAUCAAGCGACGGCGGGAAACCAGAGCGCCGCCAAGAAGCCGGAACCGGCGCCGGUCGCUGCGACUGAUCAAGCGACGGCGGGAAACCAGAGCGCCGCCAAGAAGCCGGAGCCGGCGCCGGUCGCCGCGACUGAUCAAGCUACGGCGGGAAACCAGAGCGCCGCCAAGAAGUCGGAACCAACACCGGCGCCGGCCGCCACGACUGAACAAGCGACGGCGGGAAACAAGAGCGCGGCCGCAGCGUCGACCGUCGUCGGCGCGAAACGAGCGAAAGCAGCGGCAGUCAAACGUCGCAAAGCGGAGGCGGCCCCGUACCGUGGCGGCUUUAUGCCGUAUCGCCCGCUUUAUAGCUACAACAUUGACCCAGUCGCCAAUUGCAUGUACUUUUGGGGGAGUGUUGGCCAGAUUAUGUGCUAA